UUUGGAGCCAAUACACAGUACUGACUCCGAGACGAAAGGUGUUUAAAAAAAUAAAAAAGCAGUAUUGCUGUUGCCAUGUACAGGGUUCUCUUGGUUCUGUUCAUUUCACUUUGCAUCAACUCAUAUAGGUCUUCCCAAGUUUUUCUGAAACCAUCUCCUUCAUCAUUUCGUAUAGGACAAUAGUAUUCCAUCAAAAUCAUAUAGUACAACUUGUUCAGUCAUUCCCCAAUUGAUGGGCAUCCCUUCAAUUUUCACAAGAGGGGCAGCUAUAAAUAUUUUUGUACUUGCUGGUCCUUUUCCUUUUCCUCUGAUCUCUUGGGUUAGAGACCUAGUGGCACUAUUGCUAGGUCAAAAUGUAUGCAGUUUUGUAGCUAAAAAAAGUUCCUUCUUUAGAAACAAGAGUGAAGGAAGAGAUAGUGAAAAAGUUUUGUUAGGAAAGUGUAAGAUGAGGAGAAGGGAAGAAAAGGUAGCUUGAGGUGAAUGGCCUCAAUUCUCUCAGUAAAGGUAUGAGGUAAGAUCCUCAGCUGAGAAGUGAAGGCUGAAAGUGAAGAGAAAGUUGGGAACAUCAAUUGUGGAGAGAGGACCAACAACAAGAAUGAAAGAAUUACCUCACUGAGGUAAGGACCCAAGUAAGAUUAGCUAACAGAUUGACAGUGGAUCUAGUAAGCACAAUUGGGUGACUUCCUGAUCUCUCAUAAGAACUGAUAGGACAAAGGAUGUAAGGAGAGAGGACAAAGUGAAAACAAACUAGUCUGCUCCAAGAUCAAGAUUGGAAGGGAGGAAAAUAAAGCCAGAACAAGGGAAAUGACCUGGGGACUAAGAGAGGCAGGGGAAGGAGGUCAUGCCAAUUGGGAGUGAUAAGUUUCAAUUGUUUAGAUCUCACUUUAUUUGUGUGAAAAAGUGGUUUGUAAUUGUGUUCAUAUAAUUCCUGUGUUUGGCUUGGCAAAAAGAUCCCCAAGGAUUUGAUAUGUCUAGAGUGAUUUUAAAUGGAAUUUCUCUUUCUAACUCUUGCCGCUGGACUUUGUUAGAAACAUAUAGAAAUGCUGAAGAUUUGUGUGGAUUUAUUUUGUAUCCUGGCACUUUGCUAAGGUUAUUAUUUCAACUAGUUUUUUAAUUGAUUCUCUAGGAUUCUUUAACCAUACUGUCAUAUCAUCUGCAAAUAGUGUUAGUUUAGUUGAGGAAUAAGUUUCAGAAGAGUGAAGCAGAGGGAGAGAUGGAAUGAUGGGAGAUUAGAAGCAGAUAAAGCAUUUCCAGAUUUUGGGAACACUCGUGGAUAACAGUAAGAGCAAAGGUGUCCCCAUCCAUCCCUGGGUGAGACCAGAGUGACGGAGAGGAGGAGGAGGCAAUCAUGGCAAUUGAGGAGCCGGAGAAAUUAGGAGGUCAGAGUGUUUGGGAGAAUAUCCAUAUGCACAUUGAAGCCUCCUGGAAUAGGGUUGGAUGGCAAGGCAGUGAGAAAGGCUGUAAGUCAAGAACUGAAUCCCUCAUGAAAGAAGGGGAAAUGAUUUGGGAGCUGGUAGAGAAUGGCUAUUAGGAUUUGGGUUGGGUGGCAAAUUUGGAGAGCAUGAACCUCAGAGAAGGAGGGAUUGCUUAACCAUGGCAACAAAGGAAGGUUCUGGAAGCAGCAGUGAGGAUUCUGACUUUCCCACAUGACUUGGGGAGAGGAGGUACAGCCAAGGCACUGCUGGGGAUGCUACUGUGAGCACAGCUUUGGAGCUGUCCAGAUAGGCACCCAACCAGCUCAACAUGAAGGAGCCAGAAAAAUGGAAUCUUGAAAGGUGACAAUGUCUUUGCUGUGGAUUAUGUGGAGGGACUAGACCCCCAGGGCCUAGGCCAGCUGUGGAGCAGGAGGCAACCAUGGGGCUAUGCCCUUGAGGCCCCUGGGACUCCCCCUCAGUCUCCCAGAACACUCCUACCCUGGUCCUCUCUAACUCCAGCCUAGCCCCCAGUACAGCUGCAGCAGAUGGCUCAGUUGGAAGCUUCCCCUGGCCUGCAGCAGCAGGGGAUGACCAUGCCCAUGGCUGGAGCCCUUGAUGCACUGGAGGAGCAUGUGGAGCUGUGGUGGUCUCAGGAGCCCCGGCGUGCUGCUCUCUGUUUCUCUGUGGCUGUGGCCCUAGUGGCUGGCUGUGGAGCUGGAGGAGUGGCCCUGCUCUACUCCACCAACAGCCGCUCUGGUGAGUGGCGCCUUGCCAUGGGCACUGUGCUCUGCCUGUUGGCCCUGCUGGUGCUGGUGAAGCAGCUGCUGGGCUCAGCCGUGCAGGACAUGAACUGUAUCAGGCAGCCCCAGCACGUGGCCCUGUUGCGCAGUGGAGGAGGAGCAGACAGUCUCGUGGUCCUGGUCAGUGGCCUGGUGCUGCUGGUCAGUGGCCUAGUGCUGGCCAGCCUAGCGGCCUCCCCUGCCACUGGUCCUGGCCCCAGCCCCAGCCCAGCCAGGCCCCUGGCCACCAUGCUAACUGCGGGCAUUGUCCUGAGUGUGGUGGGGGCCCUCCUGCUAUUGGGACUGCUGCUGUACCAAGCGGGCUUGGGAGGCCGAUGCCUCCUGCCCACCACAACUACAGGCUCAGGUCGAGGCCGGGGACUAGCAAGCAGCAGCAUCUUCAGCAUCUCUGGGCGGCUGCCAGCCACACCCAGCAUCGCCAACCUCCUCUGACUGACCUCAGAGCAGCUGCCACCCCUUUGACUUUCACUGGUGGCCUCUAGGUCCAGCCUCUGGCCUCCCAUCUUCAUCAGGGGUCACCUUCACCGCUUGUCUCCACACUCCGGCCCCCAUCUCUAUCCUCCCGUUUCCCAUCAUCACUAAGAGGUCUGGCUCACAUGUUAGUCCUGCUUGGGCGUGUGUGCUAUCUGGAAUCAGAAACCCUUUACCUGCCCUGCAGGCCCUUUCCCAUAUUCCAUUCUUCCUGGGGAUCCCAAAACCUCCCACCUUCCAACAACCCCCUAAAAGCUGACAAGCAGAAAAUCCUCCAUCCCAAGUCAGAGGUUCCUUCAGAGCCCAUUAAAUGAGAAUAGUUGGAAAGCCUUUAGCAUGGCCCUUGGCACAAAAGGACUUAACAAAUUCUUCCUAUUCCUCCAUCCCAGCUCCGAGACUCCUCUGUGAGCCCCAUCCUUUAGGAGGGAUCCCUUAUCUCAGCUCAGAGAUCCCCCUCCUGACCCUUCCCCAGCUCAUGGAUCCCCUAAGUCCCCCAUCCCAUAUCAGGGACCCCCUUUGACCACCCCAGCCCAGCUCAGAGACCCUCCCCUCUAACCCAGCUAACCCCUCUCAUGUCAGAUCAGGCUCCCAAAUAAAGGUGCAGAACGACAACA
Monodelphis domestica (gray short-tailed opossum) is the source of this 3300-nucleotide messenger RNA. It is a transcript of the gene TMEM125, whose product is annotated as transmembrane protein 125. Lineage: Eukaryota; Metazoa; Chordata; Mammalia; Didelphimorphia; Didelphidae. The record is from RefSeq and is a predicted model, not a curated record.